This is a messenger RNA of Brienomyrus brachyistius, 917 nucleotides long. Its product is annotated as G0/G1 switch protein 2-like. The record is from RefSeq and is a predicted model, not a curated record. The coding region runs from base 10 to 507 and encodes 165 amino acids. NCBI's taxonomy places the organism in Eukaryota, Metazoa, Chordata, Actinopteri, Osteoglossiformes, Mormyridae. The transcript is spliced from 2 exons.
ACCGCCAAUAUGUGGGUGGGGGCAAAGGGUGUGGAAAAGCCCUUUAUAUACAGAGCUUUGACAGCAGCAUCUACAUUCGGCAGCAUUUGUUGGGAUUGUGUUUUGCUGAUUACAAACGUCGUAUAUUGUUCUGCAUUUGGAUAUUCAAGAAGUUCCAAUUUAAAGGAAAUGGAGACCGUUCACGAGUUCGUCCCGUUCGCCAAAGAAAUUCUGAGCCAGAAGCCCAACCGAGGUCUGGUGAAGGUGUUCCUGCUCGGCUCAGUCCUGGCUCUCUUCGGAGUGGCGGCCGGGGUGCUGGAGACUGUCUGCCAGCCUUUUUGUGUCCAAGACCCAGCGGAUGAAGGUCUAGUGCAGCUGUCAGCCCUGGAACGACGGAUGACUGAGCUAGAAAUCGUGAGUCGGAGGGCGGAGGCAGCAGCGGCGCUGGAUGAGGAGAACGAGCAUAAAGCCAAGCAUCAGGCGGCCAACGGGCGCAGGAACUCCGCCAACCGCCUGCAUGCGUCCUAAAGACUUGUUGCACUGUUGUCUUCAAAAACGCGGUUCAUGGCAUGUAAAGACCAGCAACAAUGGGCUGUGUUGUACUGACAUACGGAGGUUCCGAAACAGAUUGUAUUUGAUGCCUGGGAAAUAAUAGAAAGAAGGAAUGUAUCUUAGAAAACAUUAAUUGCUUGCUGCUGUGCAGCAUAUAUUUUGAUAUAUUUUCUAAUGCAAUGUCUGCUGGUGUUUCCAGAGGAGACGGUGGAAGCUGAAAGUGAAGAACGAUUGUUUACGCAGGUUUUAUUUAUCAGUGGGUCUGUGAGGGCGAGAAAGAGAAAAUGUAACAAGAGACGGGGGUUUGUCUUCAAAACUGACGAGGAGAUGGAUUUAAAAUGCUUUAUUUGCACAUUUUUUCAUCUUAUUAAAAAACGUUUAUUUUU